Molecule: messenger RNA, 1590 nt
Organism: Rhodotorula toruloides NP11
Lineage: Eukaryota; Fungi; Basidiomycota; Microbotryomycetes; Sporidiobolales; Sporidiobolaceae
Product: major facilitator superfamily protein
Exons: 11
Coding region: 1-1590 (529 amino acids)
Biological process (GO): transmembrane transport; carbohydrate transport
Cellular component (GO): membrane
Molecular function (GO): carbohydrate:proton symporter activity
Source: RefSeq, a predicted model, not a curated record
AUGGUCGGGUACGCAGGCGGCAACGUCGUCGCCGCAGGUCUACCUCAGACCAGCUUCAGACACAACAUCCGCUCCUUCGUCUUUGCGCUCGCCGUCGCUUUCGGCACCUUCCAGUACAACCUCGAUACGACGAUAGUCAACGGAUUCCAGGCCAUGCAGGGCUUCCUACGCGUCUUCGGUGUGCCCGGCAAGGGCGGCAAAUACGUUAUCGAGACGACUUUCCAGCAGCUCAUCACGUCGCUCCUCCAAGUCGGCCUCAUUGUCGCUUCCCUCCUCAUCGGUCCCUUCUCCCGCUACUUUGGACGCCGCGCCGGCUUCUUCGUCGCAUCGGUCAUCGGCUGCGUCGCCCUACUCAUCCAGACCUUCGUGACUAGCAAGGGGCCCGUCUAUGUCGCCCGUCUUCUCCUCGGUGUCUCAAACGGAGCACUCGUCAAUCUCGUCGUCCUCUGGAUCUCCGAGACCGCGCCAGGCCAUCUUCGCGGCUCCUACGUCUCCUCGUUCCAGAUCUUCCAGGGCCUCGGUGGCAUCACAGGUGCCGGCAUCUCGAAGGCCUUCGCCAAGAACCUCUCGAAGCACUCGUACCAGCUCCAGCUUGUCGUCCUGUUCGCCGUCCCAGUCUGGUUCCUGCUCUACAGCGUCAUUUAUAUGCCGGAGUCGCCGCGCUGGCUCGCAACUCACGACCGACACGAUGAGGCGCUCAAGAGCCUCCGCAAGAUUCGCGGUUCAAAUUUCAGCGAAGCCGAGCUGCAGGCUGAGCUCGACAUCAUCGUCGAAGCAAUCCGAGUUGAGCGCGAGGUGCAAGCCGGUGCGACGUUCCUCGACAUCUUCAGGGGCACCGAUCUUCGACGCACCCUCCUCGCAUGCGGCGCAGCGACAUUGCAUGCAGCUAGCGGUAUCAACUUCCUCGUUGGUUACGGAACCGUCUUCUUCCAGAUCGCCGCACCCGGAUCCGACGCUUUCCGCAAUACCAUCAUCCUCCAAGUCUGCGGCUUCAUCGGCGCCCUCUCCGCCCCCGUCCUCGCACGCUACUUCGGCCGCAAGACAAUCCUCAUCGCCGGCUUUUCGCUCAUGUGCAUGUGCUUUACGAUCGUCGGCGCGACGAACGAGGGCAAGCUCAUCCACAGCCCGAAGGACGCGCCCGCGGGUGCCGCACUCGUGGCUUUCGUCUGCCUCUAUCAGUUUGCAUACAACAUGUCUUGCGGUCCACUCGCCUGGGCUGUCGGCGCCGAGAUCCCCAGUCAGCGAUUGCGCUCCCUCACCUUCGGCUUCGCCAUGGGCGUAGGCUUCGUCUUUGCCUGGCUCACGACCUUCACAACGCCCAAGUACCUCACCGAGCUCGGCGUCCGCGUCGCCUGGAUCUGGAUGCCCAGCUGCUUCAUCACCCUCCUUUGGCUCAUCUUCUUCCUCCCGGAGACGGAAGGUCGCUCGCUCGAAGACCUCGACAUCAUGUUCGCCAAUCGCGUUCCGGCCCUCAAGUUCAAGCACUACGUCAUUGACCACACCAUCGCCGUCGGAGGCGAAAGCGAGAAGGACGCCGACAGCGAGAAGGUCAAGGGGACGGAGAGUCGGGACGAGGUGGCGAUGGUCUGA